This is a messenger RNA of Aureobasidium namibiae CBS 147.97, 378 nucleotides long. RefSeq lists its product as uncharacterized. NCBI's taxonomy places the organism in Eukaryota, Fungi, Ascomycota, Dothideomycetes, Dothideales, Saccotheciaceae. Gene Ontology annotation, biological process: mitochondrial respiratory chain complex III assembly. Gene Ontology annotation, cellular component: Cbp3p-Cbp6 complex; mitochondrion. Gene Ontology annotation, molecular function: ribosome binding. The coding region runs from base 1 to 378 and encodes 125 amino acids. The record is from RefSeq and is a predicted model, not a curated record. The transcript is spliced from 3 exons.
AUGUCACGCGCUCAAGCUACAAAGCACUACACCCGCAUCCUGCAACAAUGGCCCGUCAACCGCCUGCGUCCCGAGCUCACCUUCCAGGCCCUGCUAAAGAAGCGAAUUGAAGCUGCUCCCGUCGCUCAAGUCAACGAGACCAACACUGCUCGCGCACAACCACCAAAGCCCAGGCAUGAGGCCCGUGAGAUCAAUGCACUCUACUCGCUGCUCGAGAACAGAUACUCGACUGUGUACCCCUUGUCCAAUGCCAUGAUGCACCCUGCCUCUUCUCCCGAACACUACACAACCCUCGUCAGGGAGCUUGACCAAGUCCCCGACCGUUCCUUCUUCCAGAGACUUGCCACCAGAUGGAAGAACAUGGUCCGCAUGUCCUAG